Molecule: messenger RNA, 2569 nt
Organism: Ooceraea biroi (clonal raider ant)
Lineage: Eukaryota; Metazoa; Arthropoda; Insecta; Hymenoptera; Formicidae
Product: AN1-type zinc finger protein 2A
Biological process (GO): protein targeting to ER; proteasome-mediated ubiquitin-dependent protein catabolic process
Cellular component (GO): cytoplasm; endoplasmic reticulum
Molecular function (GO): zinc ion binding
Source: RefSeq, a predicted model, not a curated record
CGUUUCCUUGUAUCAAUGACAUUCUUGCGUUUUCUUCGAGAAUGCAGGAGAAUAUGUAGGUCCGAAAAUCGUCAAUCAUCGUUGGUCAUCGGUUUCUAUCGCCGCGCGAGAAUAUAUAAAGGGGUACACGUGUUUAUCCCAUUAGUGCAUGACAUAUGCGGUUAUCGCGUGGAUUAGCAGGAAUUGGAGCUGAAUAAUUUUUUAUCAGAAAUUCGAUGAGGUUACGAGCAAUUUCUAGUAAUUUCUGAUGCUGCAAAAUCUCUACGACAUUCCAGAACGCUUCAGAAUUUAUGUUAGAGAAAGAGAGAGAGAGACAGAGAAAGAGGAAGAAGAAAUUUGCACAGGGCCUACAUAUUUUACGGAUUCUUGUAACUUUUCAUUUUCGCUGAGUCAAGGCAUCCUAUAAGGAAAGUCUUAACACAAUCACAAUGGAAUUUCCAAAUUUGGGAGAACAUUGCUCUGAGAGCAUGUGUAACCGCUUAGAUUUUCUACCUUUAAAAUGUGACGCCUGCAAGGGAAUCUUUUGCACGGAUCAUAUAACGUACACAAGUCACAGUUGCUCCAGUGCGCACAAGAAGGAUGUACAGGUGCCUGUAUGUCCACUGUGUAAUGUUCCUAUAUCGAUGAAACGUGGUGAUCCACCUGACCUGGCCGUGGGAUUGCACAUGGAUAAUGACUGCAAGGAAAGUCGUAGGAAAAUUUUCUCCAAUAAAUGUUCCUCCAAGGGAUGUAAAGUCAAGGAGAUGGUGCCAGUGAAGUGUAGCGAGUGCAGCGCCAAUUUCUGCUUAAAACAUAGGCAUCCCACCGAUCACGCCUGCAUCGGAGCAGAAGAGGCAUUGAGACUGCGUAGAUUGGAAGCACUAAAUAAAAGAGCUCAAACGACAAUAACGCAGAAUAACAGUAACAGCAACUCGCAUUCAUUCCGAAGCCUUCAAGGAACAAUGAGCGAAGAUGAGGCGUUAGCCAGGGCCCUCCAGGCUUCCUUAGAAGACGAAGAGAGAAACAGACGAGUAUUACAACCAGUGCCUUCUGAAAACCGAGAUUGGUGUAGACUUUCGUAAUUAUUUACAUAUUAUUUUAUACUGUUGUAAGAGAAAAGAGAACUUUUUGUCUUGUUUUCCGGAAAAACUUGAUGUAAAAAUAUAUAUGUAUCAGAUAAUUUAUUUUUAAGCAAAAUGCACUCAGAAAACUUGGCACAAAUGAUAAGUUUGAAACUUAAUGAUUAUAUUUGUUAUUACAUUCAUUUUUAAAUUAUUGUAUAUGUUAUAGACGUUAUAGCAAAAUGUAUACAGAUAUUGCGACUAUUUGUCAAAUUGCUCACUUGUAUCAUCAUAUUAAUUGGGAGUUUUUAGUGAAAUCCAAGGUUUUAUAACCAAGCUUGAUAAGAUAAAUCCAAUGGCGGAAUAUCAGUAUAUGCACAUAAUAUUCAAUAUAAUGUAUUUUUAAAUAUUUAAACUAUAUAUAUAUAUAUAUAUAUAUAUAUAUAAUAAUCGCAAUACUCAUCUUAUAGGCAUUCUUUAUUACAUGAAACUUUAUAUUAAAUCGCAAGUCAUCAUAAUCAUUCAUAAUCUGAUUUCUCAUAUAAUAUCGUAAUUAUGAGUUAUAUCCUAUUCAGAUUAUACAAACUUUAAUAUAGCAUUUAUAGAUAGCAAAUAUAUUCUAUCAAACUACCUAACAAUUCUAAUAAUAUAUUACAAAAUUAAUGAAGCUUCAUUAUAGAGUGCCUUAGUAGAUGAAGCAUGAUCUAAAUUAGAAUGUGUGCUCAUAUAAAAAAAUCUCCACUUUAAUGAUAAAAAUAAAUAGAAAUAUCGAAAUGAUUUAACUUCAUGCAUAUUCACAUUUAUCAAUUUUAGAACCUGCUUUCAAAUUAGUAACUAUUGUAUUGUAGAUUUUCAAACGGAUUUAAUGAUGUUUUCGAUAUAAUUAAAUUACUCUAAUAAUUUUAUUAUAACAACGUGUACUCGAAAAUAAUUAUUAUUAUGUGUUCUUUUUUUAUCAAUGGAAUUUUAACAAAGGCAUAAUAUAUAUAGAAUUUUUACUGUAAUGUCGAAAACUGUGAUGGCAGAAAGGAAUCAUACACGAUAUUUAGAUGUGUUCACAUUAUAUCUUGGGCAAAGUCUCAAAAUAAAAAUCAAUAUUUAAACAUAUCGUAUUCACAUUUCACAAGCUUCUUGCAUAAAAAUUCUUUCCAAUAACACCAAAAUGGAAGAAUAAAUGUGAAUACAUAAACCUUACACUCACAAUGCUGCAUUGUAAUAAAACUGAUAUUCGCUGAUUCUGUGAUAACUUAACUCAUAUUUUUAUAAAUAUAUAUGAUUUUAUAAUAUAUUUAAUUUCUUUUUAGCUUGCUUAAAAUUCCUUCAGAAAAGUGUAUAAUUAACACUUUUCUUAAAGGAAUGGAUAAUGUGAAGGGUUUAUGAAAAUUUUUAAAAAUAAUUAAUAAACUAUAAAUAAAUAUCGACAAAUAUCUAAUAAUGUAUAAGAGUGCAUUGACAAUUAACAAACACAGCCAAUAGCUGAUGCAUAUGCUUGUCACUACGUAUUUCAAUUUAUCAACGAAUAAAAAUAC